AGGAGGACAUGCCCGACCUAACCGUACCCCCUCACCCGAAAUUUGGGUCUUCGGGUUCGAUUGCAGUGGUCUCCGCACUGGCUGCCGGCCACCAUGGGGAGCGUGGCGCAGCGCCAGCGCAGCGCCCGCGGCCUCGUGUCCGCGCGGGAGCUGGAGGCAUCGGGCGAGCACGACCUUGCGGAGGCCGGCGCCGCCAGGCUGGGCGGAUCGCUGGAGGAUCAUCGCCCUGCUCGGAGUCGGAGAGCAGCCUGGAGGGCGAGUAUGGGAACAUUUUUCUGCUGCUGGUGCUGUACACGCUGCAGGGCAUCCCUAUGGGCCUGGCCUCCGUGCUGCCGAUGGUCCUCAAGGAGCGCGGGGUGUCUUUCUCAGAGAUCGGCACGUUCUCGAUGAAUUCCUAUCCGUUCAGCCUGAAGAUCCUCUGGGCACCCGUCGUCGAUGCUGCCUUCAUCCCCAGCUUCGGACGGAGGAAGACGUGGAUGGUUCCAGCCCAGCUUCUCAUUGGCGUCGUGAUGCUCAUCCUGUCUUUCAAGCUGGAUGAGCUGUUGUACGUGGAGAAGCCAUGGACCUUGAGUCUCACCGGCGUCUUUUUUCUGCUGCACUUCCUGUGCGCCACGCAGGACAUAGCCGUCGACGGCUGGGCACUCACCAUGCUGCGAAGAGAGAACGUAGGCUACGCGGCAACUUGCAACGCGAUAGGGCAAACACUAGGCUACACCCUCGGGUUCACUGGGUUUAUGGUGCUGGAGCACAGGAAGCUGCUCGACCUGGCCACAUUCAUUUUCUGCUGUGGGCUCUGUUUUCUGGUGGUCACCCUCGCGGUGGCGGUCUUGAAGGCGGAGGCACCGGUCCCACCAGAAGACCAGCCCGAGGACAUCCCCACAGCCUACGGGCAGAUGCUCGACAUCUUGAAGCUGCGGGCCAUCCGUUCCACCGCUGUGUUGCUCUUCACGUGGAAGGUCGCGUUCGCCAUCGAGAGCCUGGCGCCGCUGAAGUUCCAGGAGUACGGCGUGCCGAAGGAGCACCUGGCGUUCGUGACCAGCACCAUCAUGCCCCUACGUCCUGCUGCCUGCGGUCGUGGCGAAGCUGACUUCGAGCGGUGCGCCCCUGGAUUUGGCCCUGCGGGUCUACCCCCUGCGCGUGGUCGUCGUGGCCCUCACCACCGGCCUCGUGUGCAGCACGCCCGCGGUGAUGGACCCCGUCCCGUGGGGCUUCUACGCCCUCAUGCUGCUGGUCACGGCGCUGGGGGUCAUCUGGGAGCCAGUGCAUGUUUGUGUCGCAGAUGGCUUUCUUCGCCCGGGUCAGCGACCCGGCCAUGGGCGGCACGUGCCCAUGGGACCGGGCUUCGUGGCAUAAGCGCACCUCUCAGCGAACAAAAAUCACGACCGGGUCGCUCGACACAUAAUCUUUCUGCGGCGUCGCUCGAGGGGCCCGUGGGGCCCGAAGGCGGGCGCAAGACAACGGUCGUGAGCCUUGUUCGAGGCGCCUGGAUCUGAAGGUACAUGACGUUGCUCAACACGCUGGGGAACCUGGGCGGCAUGUGGCCGCCCACCGUUGCCCUCAAGCUGGUCGACCUCCUCACGUGCUCGGACGACGCUUGCCUGGUGAAGGUCGACGGGUUCUUCGUGAUGGCGGGGAUCUGCUGCGUGGCUGGUGC
This is a messenger RNA of Prorocentrum cordatum, 1654 nucleotides long. NCBI's taxonomy places the organism in Eukaryota, Dinophyceae, Prorocentrales, Prorocentraceae. The record is from the annotation of a GenBank genome assembly.